Amblyraja radiata (thorny skate) is the source of this 2590-nucleotide messenger RNA. It is a transcript of the gene exd2, whose product is annotated as exonuclease 3'-5' domain containing 2. NCBI's taxonomy places the organism in Eukaryota, Metazoa, Chordata, Chondrichthyes, Rajiformes, Rajidae. The transcript is spliced from 9 exons. Bases 121 to 2016 code for a protein of 631 amino acids. Gene Ontology annotation, cellular component: cytoplasm; nucleus. Gene Ontology annotation, biological process: nucleobase-containing compound metabolic process. The record is from RefSeq and is a predicted model, not a curated record. Gene Ontology annotation, molecular function: 3'-5' exonuclease activity; nucleic acid binding.
UGGGAGGACCGGUGCCGGGUGACAGGCUGGGCGCCCAUCUUGCCAACCGACGCCGAGUCUUCGUUCGGCAGCUGCCGGGGCGACCGGUGUGGACUGAAUUAUCAACAGGACUGCUGAAGCAUGUCUCGGCCACAAGCCCUAACACUGACUGCGGCCACGCUACUGGGUACAGCUGUAGGCUGCCUUUACUUGUGGAGGAUCUUCAGAAGCCCCAAAGGGAAGUGGGCUCUAACUAUUCAGAAUGGAGAGGCUGUGAAGGGACAAGAAAGGACCUCACCAAGCGGUGGACAGGAGGCCUGCCAUCUAACAAGCACAAAUGAUUCCUUAAAUCCCAGCCCACUGGUGAGGAAGAUACUGGCAGGAUGUGUCUUCAUAGUGGAGUCAGAAGUGGAUUGGGAACAAGCAUGGCCACUGUUGAGGACUGAAUUGGACCAUUAUCCUGUGAUUGGGAUUGACUGUGAGUGGGUUUCUGUGAAGGGUAAGGCAAACCCUGUGUCUCUCCUUCAGAUUGCCUCCUACACUGGGUCCUGCUUUCUCAUCCGCAUACCACAGAUGACCAAGAGUAGUUGUUUGUUGCCAAAGACUUUACUGCGCAUACUUGGGGACGACAAUAUACUGAAGGUUGGCGUUGAGGCCUUUGAAGAUGGCUGCAGGUUGCUUCGUGAUUACUGUGUCACAGUUAAGGGCUGCUUGGAUGUGCGAUUUUUGGUCACCCACCAGAGGAAGGAUCAUUUGACUUGUUCCCUCAGCUUGAAGUCCUUGGCUCAAGAUAUCAUAAAUUUUACCCUUGACAAGUCUCUCCAUCUGCGAUGUAGCAAUUGGGAGGCAGAAGAACUCUCAAACGAGCAGGUAAACUAUGCUGCACAUGAUGCCCAGGUGUCUGUGGCUCUCUUCUUUCACCUACUGGGAUUCAGCUGCACAUCACAAGAAGAUGCCACCUCGUAUCGGUGUGAACCUAGCUGGGAGCAGGUACUGGCAAGGUGCCAAGGCCUGCUUGAUAUCCCAUUUAAGAGCAAGAUGGGUGGAGGUGGUGGAGGGGAAGUGGGAACCGGCGAAACAAACUCUCAGCAGAAACGCCGAAACAAGAGGCUUGGAGCCAGUCCGAAAUUGCCGUCGGAUGUGACUACCUCAGACCCAAGAAAAACACAGCGCAAACCCCUUGGGGUUGGAUAUUCUGCCAGGAAAUCGCCACUAUAUGACAACUGUUUCCUCCACGCCCCAGAUGGACAACCUCUCUGCACCUGCGACAGGAAGAAGGCUCAGUGGUACAUAGACAAGGGCAUUGGGGAGCUUACCAGCACAGAGCCUUUUAUUGUGAAGUUGAAGUUUGAGCCUUCAGGAAGACCGGAGUCUCAGCAAGACUAUUACCUGAUAACCAAGGAGAAUCUGUGUGUCGUAUGCGGCAAAAGAGAGUCUUACAUCAGUGGUUUGUCUUCCUUUAGGAAGAAUGUUGUGCCCCAUGAAUACCGCAAGCACUUUCCAGUUCAGAUGAAAGACCACAAUUCUCAUGACGUUCUCCUCCUGUGCACUGCCUGCCACGCUGCUUCAAACUGUUACGACAACAUCCUAAAGCAGCAACUGGCCCAGGACUUCAACGCGCCUAUCGGUUGCGAAGAGAGCGUCCGGUUACUGGAGGACCCAGCCCGCAGGCAGGUGCGAUCCGGAGCCCGGGCCUUGCUGCAUGCCGACAGCCUUCCUGACUCUCGGAGAGAUGAACUGCAAUAUACCCUAAAGGCCUUCUUUAAUGUGGAGACAUUGACUGAUGAGUUGCUUGAAGAAGGAGCAGCACUAGAAACCAGGAUAUUCAACGAGAACCAUAUCCCCCACGGUCUGAAGGUGACACAGUCCUGUGCAAUUGGCAGGCUCCGAGCCUUGAUGUCUUUGGAGAAACGCUGGCGACAGCACUUCCUGGACUACAUGCAGCCCCAGCACCUUCCACCCUUGUGGUCUGUGGACCACAAUCACAAAAAGCUCCUCAGCAAGUAUGGAGAAGAUUUAACGGUUGAGCUGACGUGAAAUGAGUUGUAUGCCAUCAAUCUCAAUUUUAGUAUAUUUUUACAAAAACUCCUCAAGAUUAUGAGCAAUGAGAUAUAUGAGAAUUCAUGUCUCAAUCAGCUUGUAAGGUACUGGAAAGAACACGUUUUUGAAACCUUUUCAAGGACAUGCUAGUACUAAAACAUUGAACAGUUAAACGGAACACUAAGGCACCAUGAAGCAUUUAGAUUUAAGAGGCUUGCUAUGAAAAUAUAACACCCAUUUAAUACAUCAUGUCAAAUUAAGAUUUCUAACAAAAACUAAAUAGGAUUUUUUUUUUUAAAUAAAAUGUUUGCAUGGGAAAAACAGAGUCUUUUGCUUGGAAGAGACACCAAUUUGCAAUGUGAGGAGUGAUUUCUGUUGUUACCGUGCUGGGUUAAUUCUGUGGGCUUGUCCUACUUAGAUUUGGACAUUAUUGAUGCUAGCCAUUAACCUGGGCAAAACUCAACAGAAUGUGGAUGGGCAUCUCAGAUUCUGCAGUGUCCCAUAUUCACAGCCAGCUUGCAACUUCAGCUCUUUGGUAUGUCAUCUGUGCCAAAAUAUAUGAGUAAAAAUA